AUACGAGAUCUGUCCCCGACUCGUCAGUCUGCACGGGACGUCAACGGGACGAUGCCGUUGCCUUUCAAUAAAACUCUGGAUGUGAAAUUAUUGAAACUAGUUAAGGAUAAUCCUAUGAUAUACAAUGAAAAGCAUCCGAAAUAUAUGGAUUAUGACGCAAGGGAGGUGGUUUGGCAGAAAAUUGGAGACGAGCUGAACAGGCCUGGUCAAAUUUGCAAAUCCCGUUGGAUAAACAUGCGUGACAUGAUGAGGAAGAAAUUGAAAGACCGCAUCAACCACAAGAAUUUACGGCGGCAUCUGUACAAAUACGAGGAGGAACUAUCUUUUAUGCUCCCCUUUUUUAGGGACAUAGGGACUCCCUCUGGAGAGGACUACACUGAAUAUCUGGAGGAAGAAGCAGAAAUAGAACUACCAAACGCAGAAUUUGUUAGUGAAUACGUAGAAGACAGUAAAGAGAGGGUAAUGAUUGGAAAUAAAACAAUGAAAAGUAAUUUCGAAAGUUUAAGUCAAGACUUGAACCAGGCUGAUCCCUUAGACGUAUUUUUGAUCACAAUUGGGUCGACUCUGAGGAAAUUUACUCCGUAUUAUUUGAAUCAGGCGAAGAGUAAGAUAUUUCAAGUGGUGCAGGAUUAUGAGUUGCAACAAAUAGUCGAUAAAGAUGAGGGUGUUAGCGAUUCUAAUAGGUGAAUGAGAGACUUCUACAUUGAGGAAUGCACGCUUAGAAUUGUGAUUUUGUAAAUUGAUAAUGGUUGAAGCCAUGUGCUUAUACGGGGCCAAUCAAAUUUUCAAAGCAAGGAAUGAUUUGUAUUUUUUAUUUGUGAUGAGAAAAUACAAGAUUAAUAAACCCAAUUAUUCAAUUCCCACUGAAGCUAAGGAUAUGACAAAGUUUUUAGAAUAAAUUCAUUUAUUAUAUUAUAUAUAUUAAUAGACACCUAUCUGUUCCCCAAAACGUCACUCGUGGUGUCUAUAUCGUUUUGACGUGAGUGUGUUCAAUAAAAUACAAAAACAAAAUGGCCGCUCUCUGCUAUUACAUACUUUGUAAGAAAAUAUGAAGAUAAGCUUUUUCUUUAUUAAUUAUACAA
Messenger RNA from Amyelois transitella, 1082 nucleotides. RefSeq lists its product as uncharacterized. Gene Ontology annotation, biological process: regulation of transcription by RNA polymerase II. Gene Ontology annotation, cellular component: nucleus; transcription regulator complex. The record is from RefSeq and is a predicted model, not a curated record. The transcript is spliced from 2 exons. Bases 52 to 687 code for a protein of 211 amino acids. NCBI's taxonomy places the organism in Eukaryota, Metazoa, Arthropoda, Insecta, Lepidoptera, Pyralidae.